Centrocercus urophasianus (Greater sage-grouse) is the source of this 5202-nucleotide messenger RNA. RefSeq names its product FERM and PDZ domain containing 3 (gene FRMPD3). Gene Ontology annotation, cellular component: cytoskeleton. The record is from RefSeq and is a predicted model, not a curated record. NCBI's taxonomy places the organism in Eukaryota, Metazoa, Chordata, Aves, Galliformes, Phasianidae. Gene Ontology annotation, molecular function: protein binding.
GACUGGUGCACGUGGGGCCACGUCCCUGCCACGCUCGCAUGCGCCUCGAGGAGCCCAGGGCAGCAGCCAGAUACGUGCAGCCAUGUGAUGCCGGAGGAGUGUGGCGAUGAUAUGGAAUGUGGGCAGCUGCCUUCGGACACGCUCCGACAGGUGACGGUCCUGCGCCAUCCCCGCUACGGAUUCGGCUUUGUGGCCGGCAGUGAGAGGCCCGUGGUGGUGCGCUCAGUGGCAGCAGGUGGCCCUUCUGAGGACAAACUGCUGCCGGGAGACCAGAUUUUGGCCAUCAACAAUGAGGACGUGAGCGAAGCCCCCAGAGAGAGGUUCAUUGAGCUCGUCAGGAAGGCCAAAGACUUCAUCAUCCUCACGGUCCUGCACACACACCAGUCCCCCAAAUCCGCUUUCAUCAGCGCAGCCAAGAAAGCAAAGCUGAGGUCCAACCCAGCAAAGGUCCGCUUUUCAGAGCAGGUGACGGUCGGCGAGACGAACCCAGACAUGUUGAAGAAGGAAGCUCUCCUCCUCAUUCCCAAUGUGCUGAAAGUUUUCCUGGAGAACGGGCAGAUCAAGUCCUUCACAUUCGAUGGCCGAACCACCGUGAAGGACGUGAUGGUGACGUUGCAGGACCGCCUGUCCCUGAGGCACAUCGAGCACUUUGCCUUGGUCCUGGAGUACUCGAGCCCAGAGCAGAACCAUCGCUUCCUCCUGCUCCAGGACAAGCAGCCCUUGGCCCACGUUGUGCAGAGGACGCACUACCACGGCAUGAGGUGCCUCUUCCGUGUCAGCUUCUUCCCCAAAGACCCUGUGGAACUGCUGCGCAGGGAUCCGGCAGCCUUCGAGUACCUCUACAUUCAGAGCCGCAACGACGUGAUCAGAGAGCGCUUUGGCAUGGACCCCAAGCCAGAGAUGCUGCUGGGGCUGGCUGCCCUCCACAUCUACAUCACCGUGGCGGCCACGCGGCCCAGCCAGAAGGUCUCCCUCAAGAACGUGGAGAAGGAGUGGGGUCUGGAGCCCUUCCUGCCUCCCUCCCUGCUGCAGCUUGUCAAGGAGAAGAGCCUCCGCAAAUCGCUCUCCCAGCAGCUCAAAGCCCACCAGAACCAGCCUGGAGGCACCAAGGUCUCCACUGCCCAGGCAAAGCUGCAGUACCUGAGGAUCCUGAACGAGCUGCCCACCUUCGCCGGGGUUCUCUUCAGCACCGUGGGACUGGACGAGAAGCAGCCAGCCACCACGCUGCUGGUGGGUCCCCGGCACGGCAUCAGCCACGUCAUCGACCUGAAGACCAACCUCACCACCGUGCUGUCAGAGUUCAGCAAGGUCAGCAAGAUCCAGCUGUUCCGAGAGAACCAGGGGGUGGCCCGGGUGGAGACCAGCAUCCUGGAUGCCAAGCCGCUGGUGCUGCUGAUGGAGUGGCCCGAAGCCACCAACUUCGCCUGCCUGAUCGCAGGUUACUGCCGUCUCCUGGUGGACUCCAAGAAGAUGAUAUUCUCCAGGCCGCCCAGCCAGCCCCCACCACCUCAGAUUAUCAAGGCAGAUUACAUGGACUCACACCACCUCCCCCGGCCCGCGGCGGCGGGGCACGCUGGAAAGAAGGAGGGCGGGUUCGUGGGGGGCCAUACCGACAGCCCCCCCCCCGGCAGGCCUCGGGCGGCCCGCGCCUCGGACCCGGAGCUCGUCAGCUUUUGCUACCUGCACAUGCGAGAGCAGAGGAAGGAGAGAGAGAGCAGGACGGAUAUCAAUGAAAACCUGAUUUUUUUCGAGGAAACCCGUCCCAGGACCAAAUCCGACCCCACGUCCAAGAGCUCCGGCCAAGGCUACGAUGGGGUGGCCAACGAGCGCGACCCCGACGGCCCGGAGCGCGAGCGGCACGCCAGCCGUGCCCGCGCACACACCAUCGACACGCACCCGCGGGGCGACGCUGCCCACUUCUACUGCGCGUCCUGCAAGGCCAAGCUCAGGAGCCGGCUGGCCUCGCGCAAAGCCGGCGGCACCCGCGACAACAUGGUGGACCUGAUGUCCCUCCCCCCUCCCGGUAGUGAUGAGGAAGAGGACGAGGCCACGGCUCUGCUCCCCGCCAUCGCCGCCCCGCCGCCCGGCUUCCGGGACAACAGCUCGGAUGAGGACGACCCCAAACGCCGGGCGGCCGCGCAGGGCCAGGAGCAGAGCCGGCACCUGUGCAGCAUCCUGUACGACGAGAUCCCCGUCACGCUGAUAGACAGCGUGCAGACGCGGACGGUGCGGGACCAUGCCCAGGAGCUGGACGAUGCCCUGGUGUCCACCCUGCAGGCGCUGGAAGCUCUGGCUGCUUCUGAGGACUGCCCGCAUCCCCCGCCGCAGCAGACAGCAGGUCUUAUCGUCCUGGCUGCCAUCACACCUGAGUCAUCCUUGGAUUCUGGCCAUGAGACCAACUCCUCAGAGCUCACCGAUGUCUCAGAGAUGGUCUCUGCUAUGAAGCAGCACCAGAACGCAGCCUACUUCCUCGCUCAGCACAUCAACAAAGAGAACCUCCUGGCCAGAAAGGACUUGCCUUUCCGAAUCCAGAGCUGUGCUGCCCAGGCUGUCCUCACCUCACCAUAUGCCCUCACCCGCCAGGAGACAAGCUCUUCAGCGAAGCCAGCUUUUUCUCACCCAAAUCCCAGCCUUACCAACUGCAAGAGCAAACAGGAGCAGCAGAGUGUUGAGCAGAGUUACACCGUGGCUGCCCAGCCAGUGCUCACCUCCCAGCGUAGCGAGCAGAACAGAGGGGCUCCGGUGCCAAGCUCUGAAUGUAAAGGUACAGGCCACACAAAAGCUGCCUUUGAGGGACCUCUGCAUACCACAGCUGCACCAAACAGAGAGCAGUCACAGGAUCUACAAGAGAAGAUGCCCAAAGAGGUUCUGCCGAGCCCCAAACUCCUCCUGGAUCAGAAAAGUGGUGUGACUCCAGCCAUUAUUUCAGCUGCUCUGCAGCAAGUGGCAAAUGCUAAAGGCUCAGCCCCUCAAGUGGGAGCAGCAUCAAAAGAAGACAAGACAGUGAAUGGGACCGGUGGCUGUGUGUCAGCCAGCAACAAGCCUUCAAAACUUAAAGGAGGUCAGCUAACUGCAGAGCCAUUGUGCCACUGUCAGCAGCAACAGCAACUCUCUCAACAGCAGUACAGUGAAGCUUCUCCGAGUCCUAUAGAAGCUCAUAGCAGUAAGGCUGAAGCUUUGCAUCCCACCUCAGGAGGUGAAGAAACGAUGCCUGGUAAGACUUUUGCCUCUAAAAGCUUCCAGCAAAAGGUGAGUAGAGAUACCCAGGGAAAAGCAGCGAGCGGAGAGCCUGGUCAGAAGGCAGGGGGGGAAGCCAUGAAUCUUGUAUUUCAAAAACACGUGGCUCCUUCAAACCAAGGAGAGAAAAUGCAACAGGAGAGUUCAGCCAAAAGCUUAAAAGCCGAGAGCAGCAACCCGCACUCUGCAUCACCUGCUGGCAUUUUCAGGAGCACCAGUGAGGAUUCCAAGGGGCCAAUCCAGCUGGUGCCCAGGUCUGAGAGCCUGCAGAUCAGCACUGUGCCUUCCAAAAAAGUAGACAAGAUCCUGGAGGUCACCCAGGCAGAUGUUGACGUCCCAGCUAAACCCAAAGCUCCAAAAGCUCCCUUCAGGUUGAGGAACCUGUUUUCUGCUACAUUUCCUACCCGGCUGAAGAAGGAGACGGACGAGCGGCAGGCCCAGCUGCAGAAAGUGAAGCAGUAUGAACUGGAGUUCCUGGAAGAGCUGCUCAAGCCAAAGAGCAAAGGUGACCUCCCGCCACAGGAGUACCUGCACCCUCCUGCCCCCGGGCGCUGCAGCUGCCAGCUAAGGAGCAGUCCUGUGCAAAAAGUCCCAGGGAUGUCCAGGGAGCAAAGGCGCAGCUGUGACUGCAAGCGGAUUUGCAGGGGGGUGAGGCCACCCCCCAGCCAGCUGGUGAUGCCAGAACUGGAGAGGCACGGCAGGGAUAAGGUCACUGAUGACCAGCAGCAAGCAGAAGCCAUUAGGUUGACAAGCAUGAGCAGCCCUCCCAAAGGCAAGAGGAUACGAUCGACGAGCUUAGAGUCCAGGGACUACCGGUCAGAUCCAGAAAACGAUGUGUCCUGUUUGACAACGUGUGCCUCCCGAGGGGAAUGCAUGGGAGCUCCGCAGUACAAGAAGCUCUUGCGUCGCUACAGUGUCAGUGAAUUAGAUAAGACUGAUAGGACAUCCCUGUCCUCUGACAUCUACCAGAACAUCUACCCGGCCAAGCAGAAAGGCCUUCAGAAGGAGUCUGAGCCCAGCAUCCUUUGUCCUGUUCUAAAGAGCAAAAUCCAGGAAGCCGCUGGGGUGGCUGAUCCGUCCUAUGUCCAAAUAGCACAGGAGAAAAAGAACCAGAAAGGUUCAGCGGUGUUCUCUGUCCAGGAGGAGCUGUAUCCAAGUCCUGCGGAGCUGCGGGAUGAAGACGUGGAGGAUGAGAAGUGCUGCUCCAUCCGGUACUGCUUCUACUACAGGAAAUGUGAUGUUGCGGAUGACGGGAGCGAGAAGGAUGAGCUGUCCUAUUCCAUCCCCAUGCAGAUACUGCCGGGAAUGAAGCUGGACAAGCAGAUGGUCCCGGUGAUGAGCAGGACGCUUCAGGUCCUCGAUGCAACAGCCUGCAGCAGUCCCAACGACGGUCAAACCCAGGAAAUAGAUUUAAGGACCUCCACUUUUGAGGGGAGCUUGGCAAAGAUCAACAUCCUUCGAGGCCACGUCUACAGCUUGCCCAAUGGGUUUCUGCAAGUGCAGCUGGACACCAACGAGCUCCUGACCAUCCUGCGGCAGUGCGUGGUGAGCCCCGACGUCCGGGACUGCAAACUCUACAUCUCCCAGCUGGCUGAGUACAAGCAAGAGCUCGCCCUCAAAUUCAAGGAGUUCCGGGCGUCCUGCCGCCGCGUGGCGGCCGUUGACAAAAGCCCUGCCCACAUGCUGUCCGCCAUCACGAGCAGCUUCCAGGUGCUAAGCAGCCUCAUCGAGACGUUCGUGAGGUUGGUGUACAUCGUGCGCUCGGAGUCCCAGCGCCAAGAGCUGCUGACGAAGGUGGAGGAAGUGGUGAGAAAUUACACCUUCCUCCUGCGGGCGGCGGAGGAAUCCACGGCCAGAAUGUUGAGCCACCAGCAGACGGUGGAGCAGCUCGCCCGCCAGUCCGCCACGGUUGCCACUGUUAUGAGCACGCUCACACGCUCCCUAAAGACGCUGAUCAAUAAGUAA